Messenger RNA from Chaetura pelagica (chimney swift), 1656 nucleotides. RefSeq names its product NLR family, CARD domain containing 4 (gene NLRC4). NCBI's taxonomy places the organism in Eukaryota, Metazoa, Chordata, Aves, Apodiformes, Apodidae. Gene Ontology annotation, biological process: detection of bacterium; defense response to bacterium. The record is from RefSeq and is a predicted model, not a curated record.
AUGAGACGCAACACCCAGACUCGGGCACAGCACCGCGGUGUAACGCGGACACACGGCACAAUCUCCACGAGACACCAAACGGCGCUGCCCGCGACGCCGCGCAGAGGAGCGCUCCGUGAGGCGACCUGGUCACGGCAACGUCAGACUAAAUCUAUCCAUAAAAUCAGACAGUUUGGGUCACUGAUUGCUGAAACAGAAGAUUGCAAGAAACUCUUUAAAAAUGCUGUGAUGCACAAGCUGGCUGAUGGUCUGUUACACCAGCUUAAAGAGGCCACUUUUAUGAGGAACCUUAUGAAGAUUCCACUCUUUGUAAUCAUUGCUUGUGCCAUCCAAAUGUGUGAGUCUUUUCAUUCAAGCACCCAAACUCUACUAUUUUCUAUAUGACUUAAUGGUGGAGAAAAAAGGUACAAAACAAAAGAAAUCACAGAAAAACAUAUUAUGCUGAGCAAAAAUCAUUGUGGAGACUUAGCUUUAGAUGGAAUAUUUGAUCAAGGAUUUGAUUUUCAGUCUGAGGCUUUAGCUGGCAUAAAAGAAGUCUUGCUAACUUCAGGUCUUCUGAAUAAAUGCACAGCUCAAGGACUGUAACCAACAUGGAGAUUCUUUCAGAAAUCAUUUCAGGAAUACACUGCAGGCAGAAAACUUAACCAGCUACUGACAUCCCGCUAAGAAGCAGAGUUGAUGAAAGGGUAUAGUUAUCUACAGAAACUUAAUAUUUCAGAUAUUCCUAAUUCUUAUUUCAAUUUGAUCUUUUGCACUUGUGGAUCCUCUCUAGAUGCCACUAGAAUAAUGCUGCUCUUGCUGAAACUAACUGAUCAGCACAGAAAUAUUUCUCAACUGUUAUCAUUAAAGAAUCUGGCUUUGGAAAGUGAAUACACAAAAAAAUCAGAAAGCAUCACAGAAAAAGAAGUCUUACAUAAAACUGAUGACAUUUUUGUGGACUGUGUCAUUAAUUUAUUUUAUGAAAGUUCUUCAGAAUCAGCAUUGAGCAGAGAUUUUAAAGGGUUGGUUUUUUGUGAUAGAAGUAUUUACAUUAGCACUCAAAAUAUCCCAAUUAUUCCUGAAAAGGCUGUCUCCUUAUUUUCCAAUUGGAACCAGACUCUCCAAUCUUCAGAAAUUACAUUGCAACAUUUCAACAAGUUAAAGAAACACGAUAUUAAAUAUCUGGGCAAAAUAUGUGGCUCUGCUGCAAGUCUCAAGCUGUAUGUCACUAACUGUGCUGGUACCACAGGAACACUGAAUGAAGUCCUUGAAAUCUGUAAAUCUUAAAAGGUUUUUAACGUGGAAUCCACACCUCUUGGUGUGGGAGAUGAGCAACAGAUCACAACAACGACAAACCUGAAAACCAAAGAACACCUGGAGAGCCUUUGGCACUUGAACUUGGCAAUAAAAUGUGUGACACGUGAUGGCUGGCUUUCCUUCUUGCAGCCACUGAUAUCUCUCAAGAAGCUGGUAUCUGUAGAUUUCAGCAGCAAACAAGACCGGGUGUCUGCAUCUCUCGUAGUCUGCAAAUUAAGUCAGGUACUAACCACACUAAAUUAUUUAAAGGAGAUUAAAGUGAUUGUAUGGAAGUUUGAUUGCCAUGAUCUUGGACUUACUAGUGGUGCAAAGGUAGCUGCAAAACUUGGAUUUAAAAAGCAGCUGACAGAAAAGGGUUAA